AUGGAGUCUCCGUGUCUGCGGCCGGGGGACGGAGCCAAGGCCGCUACAGGUGCAGUGUGGGUCCAAGAGACAGGGGACCGAGAACGAGGGACGGAAAUGGAGGCUCCAUUUAUAUCUCUGAAGAGUCCCCCGGAUCCACCAAAACUCUUGCGUAAACCACUUCCCCCAAAAGUUCUGCCUGCACUUGAUGUACAGAGGCCAAAAACUAGCAACCGGAAAGUGGCAGAUUGGAUUCUUGGUCAGCCGUCCCCGAUACCAGAUAAUGGUGAAAUAAACGGUGCCCACCUGCCUUUGCAAGGGAAAGGAGGACUUCUACAGAGCAGACUCAAUAAAGAACUCAUCUGCCGUGACCAGGCACAAAAUGAGGAGACCAAGAAUAGUGGCUCUGCACACUUUCCUUCUAGGACACAACACUGGAGGCCUCCAGUCAAUUUUUUGCCAGCUAUUAAUGAUAACCCUGUGAAUGAAGACUUGCGCUUCCAGCCGCCACCACCCAAAUUUACUCUAAAUGACCUUAUAGCAAGAUCCUGUCAACAUAAAAUGAUGUCAGAGACAUUAAGCAAGCCAACUAUCUCUCAUCAGCACUACAGUAACAUAGAAUUAUUUAUUUCUAACCUGCAGAAUGGGAAACAAACCAAGCUUCACAAAGUAGUGUUAUCGCCUAAUAACAUACCUAUGAAGCCAAAGAGAAUACCACAGCAACAACUGCUUCUUGAACAGCUUCAAGAAAUGUUUAGAAAAGGAAGAAUAAAACACAUGGAGUGCACUGGAAACCAAGAAGCAUUGCAAGAAAUGCUAAAAUCUCAAUAUAUGGAAGAUACGCAAAAUAUACAUUCAGAUCAGGAGGAUGAUGUGCUUGUGACUUAUUGUGACCUUGCCUUACUGGAGUGCCUGGUACAUGGAGGAAGCUCUUUGAGCCUUAAGGCCUUCUUUAUAUCCAAAGUUCCAGACCUAACUCCUGUGUACACCACUUUAAUUUACCUGAAUUUAUCUUUCAAUGAACUCCAAUACUUUCCAACAGAGGUUUACAAUCUCGAAAAUUUGGAAGUGCUCAAACUGAGAAACAACCCUAUAAAGGAGAUCCCAUUUGGCAUUCACAACCUAAAGAAUCUUAGGACCUGUGUCAUGUCAUUCUGUUUGCUUUCUUCGCUCCCUGCCGGGCUAUUUGUUCUGCCAUAUCUUCAGAAGUUGGAUAUUUCUUAUAAUAGCAUUUCCUCAAUUCCAAAUGAUAUUUGUAACCUCAGGGUGUUGGAGUUUCUGAAUGUAGAAGGCAACAUGCUGCCAGCUUUGCCCCGUGGAGCACUAAAGCUGCAUCUGAAAAACCUGCGUGUUGGGAAUAACGCUAUGCACCCUCUCUUCUGGAGAGAAAACACUCAUAUUAAGCCACAGCGGCUAGCGGAUUUAGCAGCCCUCUCAUUUGCAAAAAAUAAUAUGGAGAAAUAUUUCACUGCUAUUCCAGAGGAAGUCAAAUACACAUUACAGAAUUUUAAAGACUGUGACUGCUGCAGAGGACCGCUGUAUGGUCAAGGUCUACGAUUUAUCCGACCCUGUGAGAAGAUCUUCGGGAUCCGCAAGCUUCCUUUCAUGUUUCACUCCUGCUCACCAUCCUGUUAUGAAAACUUCAUGAGCCAGACAGAUUCUGUUGCUCAGCAUUUGUAUGAAAGUUGAUCUUUGUAUCUUGUGUUAAUGCUUUAACAAAUACCAUAAUAAAGAUUGUCUUCGGUAAUUC
Molecule: messenger RNA, 1729 nt
Organism: Spea bombifrons (plains spadefoot toad)
Lineage: Eukaryota; Metazoa; Chordata; Amphibia; Anura; Pelobatidae
Gene: LRRC63
Product: leucine rich repeat containing 63
Exons: 10
Coding region: 1-1668 (555 amino acids)
Molecular function (GO): protein binding
Source: RefSeq, a predicted model, not a curated record